Messenger RNA from Pezoporus occidentalis (night parrot), 2129 nucleotides. It is a transcript of the gene AKR7A2, whose product is annotated as aldo-keto reductase family 7 member A2. The record is from RefSeq and is a predicted model, not a curated record. The coding region runs from base 27 to 1007 and encodes 326 amino acids. The transcript has 7 exons. NCBI's taxonomy places the organism in Eukaryota, Metazoa, Chordata, Aves, Psittaciformes, Psittacidae. Gene Ontology annotation, molecular function: oxidoreductase activity.
GCGCAUGCGCGGUGGCUCCGGCAGCGAUGGCGGCGGGCGGAGCGCGGCCCGCUGUGGUGCUGGGCGCCAUGGAGAUGGGGCGGCGGGCAGGGCCGGAGGCCAGCGCCGCGCUGCUCCGCGCCUUCCUGCGCCGCGGGCACCGCCUGCUCGACACCGCGUACAUGUACGCGGGGGGAGAGUCGGAGAAGAUCCUGGGCGCGCUGCUGGCUGCAGGCACCGAGCCCGUGCAAGUCGCCACCAAGGCCAACCCCUGGGAUGGGAAGACGCUGAAGCCCGAGAGCGUGCGGUCACAGCUGAACACAUCCCUGGAGAGGCUGAAGAGGACGAGUGUGGAGCUCUUCUACCUCCAUGCCCCUGACCACGGGACCCCGGUGGAGGAGACGCUGCGUGCCUGCAAUGAGCUGCACAAAGAGGGGAAGUUUAAGGAACUUGGUCUAUCCAACUAUGCAGCAUGGGAGGUAGCAGAAAUCUGCACCAUCUGCAAAUACAACAACUGGGUGAUGCCAACUGUGUACCAGGGCAUGUACAAUGCGACCACUCGCCAGGUGGAAGCUGAGCUCUUCCCUUGCCUGAGACACUACGGGCUGCGGUUCUAUGCCUACAACCCACUUGCAGGAGGGCUGUUGACUGGCAAAUACAAGUAUGAGGACAAAGACACACGUCAGCCCACGGGAAGAUUUUUUGGGAAUGACUGGGCUCAAGCUUACAGGGACAGAUACUGGAAAAAGCACCAUUUUGAAGGCAUUGAAAUAGUAGAAAGAGCUCUGAAAGAUGCUUAUGGCUCUGAUGCACCAAGCCUGACCUCCGCAGCUCUGCGCUGGUUGUACCAUCACUCUAAACUGCAGGGUUCUCUUGGAGACGCGGUGAUCGUUGGGAUGUCCAACUUGGAGCAGCUUGAGCAGAACCUCAACUACAGUGAAGAGGGGCCCCUGCUCCCGGCCGUGGUGGAGGCGUUUGACAAGGCCUGGAGCCUGGCUGCCUCCGACUGCCCCAACUACUUCCGCUAGAGACCAGGGUAGGGACAAGAAAGUGGGUGCCAUGGGGGUGGAUGAUCGAGCACUGGAGAGGUACUUGCCAACCCUGCCGCUUUGAUCAAUGUGCAAAUAGGUUUUUUCCUGUACUAAUAUGAAUGAAGCUUUGCAGGAUCCACUCCAAUUGUCAGCACUUGCUGUGGUGGCCGUGCCUUCAUCCUCCUGCCCUCCUGACUUUCAGCUCUGUGCAGCACACUGUGAUGUACACGUGUACUUAAUCAGGGGAAAAUGAACACGUAACUGGAUGGACAGGGGAAAAUGAACACGUAACCCCAGUUCACCCUUAAUAUGAGAUUUUAAAUAAUUAUGUAUAAUAAAACCUUUUUCUCACACUGCCCCCAUCUCCUAACCGCAGUCUAUCUCUUAACCCACAGCCUGGCUGGCUUCUCCUUAUCCAUGCUCUGCAACCUCGAGCUUAACAGCUCCUCUGGGUCAGAAGAUGGGAGCAAACCCUCUGCAACAUGUUGGAGGGGGUCCAGAGAAGACCCACAAAAGCAAUGGGGGACAGAGCACCUUUCCUGUGAGGAACAGCUGAGAGAUCUGGGGUUGUUCAGCCUGGAGAAGACUCCAUGGUGGCCUUACUGUGGCCUUUCAAUUCCUAAAAGGGGCCCAUUAAGAAAGAUGGGGAGAGACUUUCUAGCAGGGCCUGUUGUGACAGGACGACGUGUGAUGGAUUUAAACUGAAAGAGGGAGAUUCAGGCUGGAUGUGAGGAAGAAAUCCUUUACACUGAGGGUGGUGAAACACUGGCACAGGUUGCCCAGAGAGGUGCUGGAUGCCCCAUCCCUGGAGACAUUCCAGGCCAGGCUGGAUGUGGUUCUGAGCAACCUCACCUUGAUGAAUACAUCCGUGCUCACUGCAGGGGAUUGGACUGGAUGAGCUCUGAAGGUCCCUUCAACCCAAACCAUUCUGUGACUGUGUGAUCUUCCCCAGUAGCAGGCACACUGUAUCUAAGCUGUUAGAUUUAUGUGUUUUCAUGUUUGGAGGGAGCAUUUCCUCACAUCCCAGGGUACUCCACCAGUAACAGGCAGUAGCAACGACCAUCUGAGGUGUUAUAUGUACAUUUAUAUAUAUAAAAAAGCAUAAUUAGGUCAUUUCUA